Molecule: messenger RNA, 2837 nt
Organism: Macadamia integrifolia
Lineage: Eukaryota; Viridiplantae; Streptophyta; Magnoliopsida; Proteales; Proteaceae
Product: luc7-like protein 3
Exons: 8
Coding region: 147-1247 (366 amino acids)
Biological process (GO): mRNA splice site recognition
Cellular component (GO): U1 snRNP; U2-type prespliceosome
Molecular function (GO): mRNA binding
Source: RefSeq, a predicted model, not a curated record
GACGUGGGAUUGCUCUACGCUGGCAGCAGGAGAAUUGAGAACCUCCCCCUUCAUACAAAAUUAUGGAUCAUAGGACAAACAUAGUCCCUUGUUUUCUCCUCCGUCUCCAUUCCUCAGGCCUCACUUCUUAGGUCUCAGGGUUAGCAAUGGAUGCGCAGAGAGCUUUGUUGGAUGAACUCAUGGGAGCAGCCCGUAAUCUUACCGAAGACGAGAGAAAGAAUUACAAGGAGAUAUGCUGGGACGAUAAAGAGGUUUGUGGUUUCUAUAUGGUUCGGUUUUGCCCUCAUGAUUUGUUCGUCAACACUCGGAGUGAUCUUGGACCGUGCCCUAGAAUCCACGAUCAGAAGCUGAAAGAGAGUUUUGAGAAGUCCCCCAGACAUGACUCUUAUGUGCCCAAGUUCGAGGCUGAACUUGCUCAGUUUUGCGAGAAACUGGUCUUAGACUUGGAUAGAAAGGUUAGGCGUGGUCGGGAACGCCUAGCUCAGGAGGUUGAAGUUCCUCCCUCUGCUCCAAUCCCAAGUGAGAAAUCAGAGCAGUUAACUGUGCUGGAAGAAAAGAUAAAGAAUCUGUUGGAGCAAGUGGAGACCCUCGGUGAAGCAGGCAAGGUGGAUGAAGCUGAGGCACUCAUGAGGAAGGUGGAAAUCCUGAAUGUUGAGAAGACAAUCUUGACUCAACAACCACAGAAUGAAAAAGUCUCGAUGCUCACACAAGAGAAAAAGAUGGCGCUGUGUGAGAUAUGUGGUUCUUUCCUUGUAGCAAAUGAUGCUGCAGAAAGGACACAAUCUCAUGUGACAGGCAAACAGCAUAUUGGUUAUGGCAUGGUUCGGGACUUCAUUGACGAGCAUAAGGAAGCUAAGGAGAAAGCAAGGGAAGAGGAAAGACUAGCGAAGGAGAAAGAAGCAGAAGAACGGAGAAAACUGAGGGAAAAGGAAAAUGACAGUAGAGGUAGAAGAAGUGUUUCAGGGGAGAGAGAUAGGUACCAUGAUCGAGACCGAGACAGGGAGCAAGAUCGAUACCGAGAACGGGAAAGAUCUCGAGAUUGGAAUGGCAGGGGAAGCCGAGAAGGUGGGAGGGGUGAUUGGAAACACAACAAUUACCGGAAUGGAAGAGACGGGGGCAGAGACAGGUACCGUGACAGAAAUGGGAGUAUUGAUAGGCCAAGGGAAAGGGGUCGGGGUAGGAGCCGAUCGCGUUCCCCUCAUAGGCAUGGUCACAGGAGAUCUUCAAGAAGUCCAAUCCGCCCAUAGUGGUGGCUAAUGUAGAUAGAUGACUGAUCUUUUCAAACCAAAAGAGGUAGACCUUUUCUAUCACCUUUUAGUGUGCACUUCUGUAGUGUUAACUGAAAGUGAACCUCAUCUUGGGUGAAACUCUUUUUGGCUACCUCACAGCUAUAUUGAAUCUUUACCAUCUCCCUGUCAAUCGAUAUUUUAAGAGAGCAGAGAGGUUGAGGUAGGUAUAUUUAUCAUUGUAACUUUUCUUAAUAUUUUGCUUUAGGUUUUUGUUGAACUAAAUCUAUUUUUAUGCUUUAUCUCUGAACGUAUUGUUUUCAUAGCAUCUUUUGUUGGGUGUAUGUGGGUUAUUCAUAUUCUCAGAGUAGUUAAGAUGACACGAUCCAAAAUAUUUGCAUGACUGACUGUUGCUGCUGCUGAGGGAGAUAUUGGGUUGUGUCACAACUUUCAAGGUAAUAUAUAAUCCUCAACUUGUCAUGGCUGGAGAUUUUUUUUUUUUCUAGGGUGGCGGGAGGGUGUGAGGAGAAUUUCCAGGUUGAGUCAGUCCCCCCCUUUUUUUUUUUUUUUUAAAUUGUCUUAGCAUGUUGCAUGCAAUACCCCUUGUUUACAUUUGGGAUUUCCAUUCCAGCUUAAUAGGUCUUAAGAGGAGUGUUUACUGGUGCCAAAUUGGUCUGUGUGCGCACCCAUACAGUCUGGGAAUAAAAUGCGGUCAUGGACACGCCAGUCAAAGGUCGCAUCUAGGUGUACGGUGUCAUUUUAUUUGUUUUUUGCAUUUAUUUACAAGAUCUGUUUGGUCUCAUCAAAUUAUUCAUCCGACAUUGCUAGGGCAUGAUCAGUUGGACUUACUUUGAUCCAAUGAUCAUUUCUUUGAUCAGUUUCUUUAGAGCCCAUUGAACUGAGGAUCUAUACUUCCACAUGUACAAGACCUCGUUCAUGCCUGAGUGAGCUUUAAGGUUGUGAUGGUCUACUAGACCUCGUUCAUGCCGAGUGAACACAUACUUUUUUGUUAUUUGGGUAAGUAACUAGUCGAGGGGAAGGAUUUCCAUUAAGUUGAUAGACCUCAUUGUAAUUGUAGUUUGUGCUACAAAAUGUUAUACCUCCACAGGUAGAGGGUUGCCGGGCAAAUUCUUUCUUGCCUAUGGUAAAUGUGUCUGCUGGGUGUCUAGUAUAGAAGACAGAUGAAGCUCUACACAUCACGAGCAUAAUCAAUCUCCAGGUCCAUGACACUUCCUUGUUCCAUUAGCUUCUUUUGCCAUUUCCCAUCUCUUUGCAGGGGAGUGGAUUUUAAGAUGCCUACAGGGCCAUUAGACACGAGGACUGCGAUCAUUGAACCUGAAGUUUGUGGGAACUAACUUCGCAGAAAAGCUAAUUCAAGCGACUUGCUGCGGAAAUGUCGACGGUGAUGAAAAAUGUUAGUAAAUCUCAGGUCUGCUGGAUCUUUUAAAUAAGUUGGUUCGUCUAUUUUGCCUAGUGUUCGGAAAUUUUUGUGUUAAAGUUUAUGAUGAAAAGCUCUAUUGAAUCUAGAGAGAGCAUUAAAGUGAUCACUAUGUGCUGAAUCUAUUUUGCCAGUAAUUUGUUCAAAGUAUUCCCUAUUCUGAAGUUUGUAUA